This is a messenger RNA of Cuscuta epithymum, 1951 nucleotides long. The record is from the annotation of a GenBank genome assembly. NCBI's taxonomy places the organism in Eukaryota, Viridiplantae, Streptophyta, Magnoliopsida, Solanales, Convolvulaceae.
AUUGAUAGCAGCCCAAAAAGAGAGAAAAAGGAGCUGGGUUUUCUCCCUGAAAAACAACCUCAGCCGCAAGAGCAGUUCGAUUAUCAACAUUUUUUUUCGUUUCUUUUUACAAGCAGCCGCACGGUAGAUCUUUUUUUUCUGUUCGUAGACCACCAGCCGGAAGGAAGUUCAUCUCUUCUUUUUUAUUCGAAGCUAAAAAACAAAUAGCCGCAGCAGGUUCUUUCUUUUCUGGAACAAGCAAGUAAUCACCAGUUCUUUUUUUCUUCUCUCUUUUGAACAACGUAGCAGCAAGAAAGAAUCGGAGGUUCCUUUCAAUGGAUUUGAUUAAAUUGAGUUUUGAGCAAUAUUUAGAGGCUGGCUUGUAGAUGUCAAUUGGACAGUUGUAGGGUGAGUGAGCAAGUCUUAUCCAGCUGCUGUAGUAAGACUCGGUGAUUGUUUGCUAAUCUCUCUUCCAAUUGUUUGAUAAUUUGUUGAUUGUCAGAUUGCCUUACCUCCAGCUUAUCAGAAAUUUCAGCACAUUGAUUCUUACACAAUGAUGAGUUGGAGGUAUCCAUUGUUGAUUGUUGAAUGUUGAGCGUAGACGUGAGGUUGAUUGAAGUUUCUGACCUUUGGUGUUGGAGUUUUGGACCUUGAAGUUUAGAGUGGCUCAAAACUAGCUCUUGAAAAAGAUAGAUGGAAAGUGUACACUUUCAAGCAAAGGUGUAAAAAUAUCAUCCCCAUAAUCAUCACCCACGCGAGAGAAUCUCGGUUGAUCGCCGCAGCCACCUCCGGAGAAACAUCUGCAAGAAUCACACUUCCAGAUCCAUUGUUCUGAACAAUGAAGCGGGUGCAAUGUCCAGAAGUAAAGUGGACAAAAGAGAAACAAGAGCAGUUAUUUCGCCUAGUGGAUGCUCAUGGCGGAGAUUGGAAAACCAUAGGUGCCACACUGGGUACCUCCCCUAGUCUGUGUCGUUCACUACAUUCUCUCCUCCUUGCAGACAAACAAGCUAAAAGAAAUGAAUCCCUUGACCCUCAAUGCUACUCUGCUUGGAAGAGGCAAGCUUAUUUUAAAAAAAAACUACAUCUUACCCCAAAGAAAAGCUGCACUGCCUUACCAGCCAUUGCCUCAUCAGUCAGGUCAAGGCUCAAGCAGUUUGCAGGGAUGAACAGAUUUAAAAAGAUGGCCUUAAGGGUCAUAGGUGAACAUCUUUCAGCUGAAAGGGAAGAGUUGAUCCGAAUUAUGUUCACUCUUUUGGAUACUGACCAUGAUGGAAAGAUUACAUGCACCGAGUUUAGUGCUGGGCUAAGAAAGGUUAAGGAUUCUCUGCUAGACAAGCCAGAAGUCUUUAUGCUUAUGGAAGUGGCUGAUAUUGAUCGGAAAGGUUACGUGGAUUACGGAGAUUUUGUAGCAGUGGCAAUCCAUCUACAAAAGAUGGAGAUUGACGAGCACUUUCAAAUAGCUUUUUCUUACUUUGAUAAGAAUGGAAGCGGCUAUAUUGAACUGGAUGACCUACGUGAAAGGUUGGCAGCCAAAUCAGGAGAACCUGAUGCAGGAAUUCUGAAUCUGAUCUUGAGUGAAGUUGAUACUGAUAAGGAUGGACGUAUAAACUACGAAGAAUUUGUGGCAAUGAUGAAGAAAUACUGAAUCAAGGGCAGGUGUCAUAAUGAUAAACAUUUUUAUGCUAUAUUCCGAACUUUAUGAUGUCAUUUUUAUGCUUGUGACAUACAUUAUUAGUUAUAACCAUGGGUAUGUUGUUUUUCGUUCAAUGGAAGUGCACUUAUGUUUUAACUUUCAAGUAUACAAAAUGCACAUAUGUUUUCAUUGUUAUUGCAAAUUGGAAUCAACAAUGCAGAUCCCAUGAAUAUAGAGUGCAUUUUGUUGUAAUUUUCUGCAUUAGAUAUUUGCAAGUGUGCCGUAUUUAGAAUAAUAGAACAACUCCUUUCCGACGUAUCAAUAAAUAAAUAAAUAACG